AUGACGUCGGCCACCAAGGUGUACUACAGCCAGACGACGCAGACCGACAGCCGCCCGCUGCUGGGCGCGGGGCUGCGCCGGCGCCGGGUGCUCACCAAGGACGGGCGCAGCAACGUGCGCAUGGAGCACAUCGCCGACAAGCGCUUCCUGUACCUCAAGGAUCUCUGGACCACCUUCAUCGACAUGCAAUGGCGCUACAAGCUCCUCCUCUUCUCCGCCACCUUCGCCGGCACCUGGUUCGCCUUCGGCGUCGUCUGGUACCUGGUGGCCGUGGUCCACGGGGACCUGCUGGAGUUCGACCCGCCCGCCAACCACACGCCGUGCGUCAUGCAGGUCCACACCCUCACCGGCGCCUUCCUCUUCUCCCUGGAGUCUCAGCCCCCCAUUGGCUAUGGCUUCCGCUACAUCAGCGAGGAGUGUCCCCUGGCCAUCGUUCUGCUCAUCACCCAGCUGGUCCUCACCACCAUCAUGGAGAUCUUCAUCACCGGCACCUUCCUGGCCAAGAUCGCCCGGCCCAAGAAACGCGCCGAGACCAUCAAGUUCAGCCAGAACGCGGUGGUGUCCCAGCACAACGGCAAGACCUGCCUGAUGAUCCGCGUGGCCAACAUGCGCAAGAGCCUCCUCAUCGGCUGCCAAGUGACAGGCAAGCUCCUCCAGACCCACCUCACCAAGGAAGGCGAGAGCGUCCGCCUCAACCAGGUCAAUGUGGACUUCCAGGUGGACACGUCCUCCGACAGCCCCUUCCUCAUCCUGCCCCUCACCUUCUACCACGUGGUGGACGACUCCAGCCCCUUCCGGGACGUGGCCCUGCGGACGGGCGAAGGCGACUUCGAGCUGGUGGUCAUCCUCAGCGGCACGGUGGAGUCCACCAGUGCCACCUGCCAGGUCCGCACGUCCUACCUGCCCGAGGAGAUCCUCUGGGGUUACGAGUUCACCCCGGCCAUCUCCCUCUCGGCCAGCGGAAAGUACGUGGCCGACUUCAGCCUCUUCGACCAGGUGGUGAAGGUGACGGCCCCGUGUUGCCUCCACGAAACCGUCCGGUUUGGGGACCCCGAGAAGGUGAAGCUGGAGGAGUCCCUGCGGGAGGCGGCGGAGCGGGAGCGCGAGGGAGCCCCCCUGAGCGUCCGCAUCAGCAACGUCUGA
Messenger RNA from Chaetura pelagica (chimney swift), 1143 nucleotides. RefSeq names its product potassium inwardly-rectifying channel, subfamily J, member 10 (gene KCNJ10). Gene Ontology annotation, biological process: potassium ion import across plasma membrane; regulation of monoatomic ion transmembrane transport. Gene Ontology annotation, molecular function: inward rectifier potassium channel activity. Bases 1 to 1143 code for a protein of 380 amino acids. NCBI's taxonomy places the organism in Eukaryota, Metazoa, Chordata, Aves, Apodiformes, Apodidae. The transcript has a single exon. Gene Ontology annotation, cellular component: plasma membrane. The record is from RefSeq and is a predicted model, not a curated record.